UCCGACUCUUGGACUGCGUCAUCCAGUUGGACAUCGCCCGCUCAGCAGGAAGUCAGAAACACGACACUCGUUUAGUCCCCAGAUAUCCAACUUCUCUCACGUUCCUUAGUCUGAACCAGCUCGCUCGGCACUCUUCCAGGUCAAGAGUCCGCAACACACUCUCUCGUUGUUUACCACUAUACAGUUUAAUCAGCGGCCACUUGCAGAGUUCUGUGUCUUAUAUCAGUAACGAGGCUUGAGACAAACAAACAGCAUACCAGAACAAUCUCAACCAAGGCUAGUUUGGAAUCGUGGGACCGACACGCUUGGCGACAGCUCAGUUGGACGUUAAACCUCGAACAUCUCAGCAAUCCUUACCUUUUGAUACAGCAAGAAGGCAAUUCAUAUUAAUAACCAUGGGUUUUCUUCGCACGGCUUUGGCCUCGUCCAUGCUGUUGGCCGCCGCCAACGCCUCGUUAGAACCCAUCAUUGUGAAGGGAUCUAAAUUCUUCACCAAGAGCGGUGACCAGUUCUACUUGAAGGGCAUCGCUUACCAGCAGGAGGCUGGCACCGGCCCUGGCGGUGACACGUCGGGUAGCAACAAGUACGUCGACCCUCUUGCCGACGCAUCGGUUUGCAAGCGAGAUAUUCCCCUUCUCGAAAAGCUGGGUGUCAAUGUUAUCCGAACCUACGCCAUCAACCCCGAUAAGGACCACUCGGCCUGUAUGAAGAUGCUCGACGAUGCAGGAAUCUAUGUCAUCGCUGAUCUUGGCGACCCUCUCUUGUCCAUCAACCGUGACGACCCUGUCUGGAAUGUCGAGUUGUUCGAGCGAUACAAGGGGGUUAUUGACAACCUCGGCAAAUACGACAAUACUAUCGGCUUCUUCUCCGGCAACGAAGUCACCAACAAUGCUACCAACACUGGUGCUUCUGCUUACGUCAAGGCCGCCACCCGUGAUACCAAGAAGUAUAUCGCCGACAAGAUGGCUGAUGGUGGACGCUGGAUGGGUGUUGGUUAUGCUGCCAACGAUGAUGCCGAAAUUCGUGUUGACAUGGCCCAAUUCUUCAACUGUGGUCAAGAAGAAGAGGCCAUUGACUUCUGGGGCUACAACAUCUACUCAUGGUGUGGUAAGAGCAGCUUCGAGGAGUCCGGCUACGAUGUUCAGGUCAAAUUCUUCUCUAAUUACUCGGUUCCCGUUUUCUUCGCCGAAUACGGUUGCAACACGGUCGGUGGCGCUGAAGGCCGCCUUUGGGAUGAUACUACUGCCCUCUACUCGGAUAAGAUGACUGGUGUAUUCAGCGGUGGUAUUGUUUACAUGUUCCACGAGGAAAAGAACGACUAUGGUGUUGCCAAGGUCACUGGUGACCAAGUCAAGACGCUCAAGAACUACGAUGUCCUCAAGAGCAAGCUUGCCGCCGUUGACCCCAGCUCCACCUCCUUGAGCGCCUACAAGCCCACAAACUCUCCUGCUGCUUGCCCUGGUAUUUCGAAGAACUGGAAGGUCGGCGAGACCCUUCCUCCUACCCCGGACAGCAACCUUUGUGACUGCAUGUUCAAGUCCCUCUCUUGCGCACCUGCCAAGAACCUUGACAAGAAGGAUUACGGUGAAAUUUUCGGCUACAUCUGUGAGAAGGACGAGAAGGCUUGCGCGGGCAUUAAGCAUGAUCCCGAGGCUGGCGUCUAUGGCCCUUACAGCAUGUGCAACCCCAAGGAACAGCUUGGUCACGUUCUUGACGCCUUCUACAACAACCAGAACAAGGGAUCCUACGCCUGUGACUUUGACGGUAUGGCUGAGGUUCAGGGCAACCCUUCAGUCGCAUCCUCGUGCGAGUCAGCUCUUGACAAGGCUAGCACCGCCGUUGCGCAAGCUGCUACAGCCACUGCAAACGUGGGUGGUGCCUCUGGAUCUGGAUCUGGAUCUGGCUCUAGCUCCGGCUCGGAGACGAGUGAUAAUGCCGCUCCUGGUCUCAUCCCAUCCAGCCCAGUUUUUACUUUGGGUAGCAUGGCCGUUGGUCUAUAUGUGCUCGUUGCCAUGGGCACCGGUGCCGCCAUGGUUGCUUUGUAAUGGACCUGUUGUGUAAAGAAGGCA
Messenger RNA from Xylaria bambusicola, 2069 nucleotides. Its product is annotated as family 72 glycoside hydrolase. The transcript has 4 exons. The record is from RefSeq and is a predicted model, not a curated record. Gene Ontology annotation, cellular component: cytoplasm; fungal-type cell wall. The coding region runs from base 396 to 2045 and encodes 549 amino acids. Gene Ontology annotation, molecular function: 1,3-beta-glucanosyltransferase activity. Gene Ontology annotation, biological process: fungal-type cell wall (1->3)-beta-D-glucan biosynthetic process. NCBI's taxonomy places the organism in Eukaryota, Fungi, Ascomycota, Sordariomycetes, Xylariales, Xylariaceae.